CCGGGAUGUUGUACUGCCCACAGGCUCGAGGACAAAAACAAUCGGCAUCCCUCUGACAGCGCAGUAAAAACAAGGAGAUCCAGACCAAUUUGGGGAAAACGGUUAGAUAUCUUUAAACCGUCUUUAACCGACACGACAGCGAAGAGGGAGAAAUGGUGUCUCCGUCAACAGUAGUCAAGAGCGAAGGACCCAAACUGGUGCCUUUCUUUAAGGCAACCUGUGUUUACUUUGUCCUUUGGCUGCCCACCUCCAGCCCAUCCUGGUUCAGCGCUCUCAUCAAAUGUCUACCCAUCUUUUGCCUGUGGGUCUUUCUGCUGGCUCAUGGAUUCAGCUUCCUCUGUGAUCACUCCAGCGCCCGUAAGAUUUUGGCUGGUCUCAUCUUUUCGGCUCUGGGGGAUGCCUUUCUCAUCUGGCAGGAGCAGGGCUACUUCGUCCAUGGUCUUCUUAUGUUCGCCAUCACCCACAUUCUGUAUUCGUCUGCCUUUGGGAUGAAGCCGAUCAAUGUGCAGGCUGGCCUGGUGAUCACCGCUGUGUCCUCCCUGUGUUACCUCCUGCUGUACCCAUACCUGUCCGGCCCCUUCACCUACCUGGUGGCCGUCUACAUCGCUCUGAUCGGCUUCAUGGGCUGGAGAGCCAUAGCAGGCUUGCAGCUGGCCAACGACCUCUGGACCUGGACCAAGCUGUCGGCCUGCCUGGGCGCCGUCCUCUUCAUGGUCUCUGACCUCACCAUUGCCGUCAACAAGUUCUGCUUCCCUGUGCCCCAUUCCCGAGCCAUCAUCAUGGCCACCUACUACGCCGCACAGAUGCUCAUAGCCCUGUCGGUGGUCGAGUGUCAGGAUGUGGAGGUGUCCCGGAAGAGAACAUGAAGUGUUGUGGUUUCUGGAAAGUACAAGGCUGUAGAGGUGGUUCCAACUCCAGCCUUGAGUGGCUGUGGACAUCCCUCACUGCUAAAUCCCAAACCCCCAUCCUUCAUCUCCAUAUGGCUCUCCCACAUGACUGUCAUCAUGCCGACUGAUCCUCUCCACAACACUCCCUCCUCAAUCUCACUAGUAUGGUAGUCUCAUAUGUAUCUCCUUUUAGAGAAGAUACAGUUGUAUUAUUUUCAGCUUCUCCUGAGUGCAAUCGAACUUAGAAAAAAAAACUUGGUAUCAAACCAAGUUACAGAGGAGAGUUGUAGAGUUACUAACCUAUAGGAAGCAUUAAUAUAGUCGUGAUUGGUUUGAUUUCAGAUGAGCACCUUCAAGCAGUUUGCAUGAGACUUGUUUUCUGUGAGCGUGUCUGUACAGUUUGGCGACUGAUUGAAACUCUUACCUCACUUUCCACACAGUGCUCCGACGCACAGACACACCGUCACACAUUUGUACUCUGAGUGGUCCAUUAACACAGUUUAGCAGUUCAUUUGUGUAUUUUAAUUUUUGCUUUAUUGCAUGCAUAAUUCUUUCAAAAGGGAUAUUUUUAUACAAACCAUCCAUGCCGCACUUCAUUAAGGGUGCUAAUUAGCGCUAAGACGAUGUUCCUACCUUUUUAUUUAAUUAUUUGCAGUCCAUUUCAUUUCAUUUGCAGAAGCUUCUCUUCUUUUCUUCUUUAGACUCCUGAGUUUGCUUUAAUGAAUGGAAUAUUUAUUUAACUUUUGAAGAUUUCUUUGAAUAACUAGAUGAAUAUAGAGGACUUGAAAGCAGCUAAACGGCUGCAAGACUAAGAAAAAAAUAGCAUUUUAGACAUUGGACGCCUCCUUAAGGAGCAGGGGAAGUUUUGGAAACCUAAUCGUUCAGAUUUUAGUUCUAACUGACUUUUGUUUUGAUCCUCUUGGUGUAACGUGUUGUUCUCUAUACCUUCGUCACCUUUUGGUGUUAUACAUUCAAUAGCACCAUACCCUGCACCUAACACCUCCUCCUAGUUUAGUUAUUAGGAAAGUUCAUAGGGGGUCUUAUUGUUUGAGUCAAUCAGCUGACGUGCUGUUAAAGACCGUGUUAUGAAAACAGCAGAAGAAAGGGCUUUGUUGAUGGCUGGACUCAUUUUGUUGAUAUACUCUGCAGGCAGAGUCUCCAACUCUGAAGGCAUUCACUCACUCGGAACAACGCGCACACAGAUUUAUGCAAUGCAACAAACAGAGCCAGCCAGCUUGGGAAAAACAAGGAGACAAGAGAAAGCGUCUUGUGAUGCAAGGGAACAGCCAUGCCAUUAUUCCCCAUUAUUCCUUCUCAAAGGACAUUUGGGAAAAAUCCACUGCAGGUUAUCCUCGACUAGUCCGGUCUAUUUUUUUUUUUUUUUUUUUUUGUGUGUGUGUGUCCUUGGAUCCUGCUGCUGUUUCUUUCCAUUCAUGUUACUUUGAAGUGUCUUACUGAACUAGGUACAUUUUUGUAUGCUUUUUGUUUUUAGUGUGCUUGUUUUUAUGUUAACUGUUGAGUGGAGGUCAGACCCUGCUCCAGGCCAGAUACGCUGCACCCCAAAGUUAAUAUUACACGGACACAUGUUCAUGUGUUCAUAUAGAAGCUUUUAAAACCUCCUUUAUACUAACUCCUCUUUAGAACUGCAACUCUAUUAUAUAAGUCGUAGCAAAUGUCAGUUUAUUUUAGCUUUGGUUGAGCAGAUCCAAACUGACUCUUGACUUUCCUAUUACUUGGCACUCUUUUCUUUACCUUCCUGCAGCUUGAAAAAAUAUUCAUCAGUAUCCUUUGACCUUUUUCACAUUUUGCAGUGAGAGACUAACACAAAGUCGAUCAUAUGUAUGUCUUCUGGGGUUUUCCUCUUUGAGUUUUGCACAUCAGAAGCUGGAAAUGUAUCUCCAUUUGUCCUUUAAAAUAGCUGAAGCUCAGUUACAUUAGUUGAAGACCAUCUGUCUAAAUCCAUUGUCUGCAACAGAUUUGGUUUACUGCAGAAAAGUUAGUGGACCAUUGUAAGCUUUAAAUAAGCUCUGGUUUGAAGCAUUCCAUCAAAGCUCUGGCUGAAAGAUUAAGGCCUUUGCUCUUAGAAUAUGUUACCCUCUGACCAAGUCACAGGUCUUUUUCGACUUCUGCGAGAUUUUCCUCCAAAUUAUUCCUUUAUUUAGCUCCAACCAUCUCCCCAUCAAUUUUGACCGACUGCCUUCUCCCUCUGGAAAUAAGAAAAACAUCCCACAGCAUGAUACUUGCAGCCCUUUGUAGAUGAUGUCAUUUCAAUGUUAACUUCAGCUCUAGUUUUCGACCUCGCAUCACAUUUUGCACAUGUUUCAUUCAGCUAUGGAUUUAUCUUACCAGAACACCUUUUUCCAAGUAUUUGCUGUGUCCUACAGAUUGCUUUUGGCACAUUACCGGGAUUUUUAUAAUUUAUUAUUGAUAUUCUAUUUAACCCGGCUAGAUGUCUUUAUUUAAUUUCCAAGUGAGAUUAACAAAGCACUUUUUGAAUUAGGUUAAAUUUUAAUGAGUUAGUUGAGAGCUCAAUCGAUUGUUUUCCUGUCAGGGGGUUGUAGAUCUUUGCAGCUCCUCCAGAGCUAUCAUGGCUGCUUUCUUUAAUUAAAUGUCCUUUCUGCUGGCCUGUCAGUGUAGCUGAACAGCCAUAUCUUAAAACCACUCCUGUUCUAUAAUUUACUUUUAUUUUCAGUGAAAGGUUCAAAUCUUGAGAUAAUGCCAUUUUCUUCCUAACCCUUCUUUAAACAUUUCCAUGUACUUUGCGCUGAUCUCUCAUAAAAUCCCAGUUAAUAAUUCUAGGUUUUAUGGUUUUAACAUAAAAAAAAAAAAAGUUAAAAGGGUAUGAAUAGGCCUGUCAGUCAGCACAUAUAUCUUAGUGGAACUGAUAAUCCCACUUAUUUUCAAUCUGGACAUUUUUAUGCCCAAUCAGAGUAUCAUUUUUAUGAGGGAUCAUGUUAUCUUUAGAAAACAGCGGAUAAGGAUGGCUGAGAUGGAAAAACCCAUAUAAAGGUUGUUUAUGCUUUGAACAGACAUGGAAAGUUGCUUUUCCUUAUUCUGGGUCACUGACCCACACAGCUACCACUAUCCCUAAAAACACACACACAUUACAUCAAAAUAUAUUUGCAUCACAUGAGCCAACCGCAGCGAGAUCUGCAGGCAGGUCAUGCUUUUCCAUUUGACCGAGAAAAACAUCAACUCCCAGCAGGCAUUUCACAUCACUUUAUCAGAGUUCCUCAAUUGCCUCGUCGCGUCAGUACUUAAGUCAGCACUAUCUUUCUCUUUUGACAUGUGAGCACCAGUUCUCUGUUUUGUGUUUUCGGUUAACCCUCCCAGCACUACAAAGGUUUUUUUUAGAAUAUUUUCCACUGCAGGGAAUUUUGUUUUUUCUGCUUAAAAGCCCUCAAACCUACUGUCUCCUAAUGAGACAGAGUAAGUAAAGUGAAGAAAAUGGAAAACACAGAUGAUUCCAGUAUAUAGCUUUGAGUCAAACCAAGAGGGGGAUGGCAACAUUCAGUCAGGCAGUCUUAUUUAUCCACAGUGUGUGGGCAAUUUACGUAAGCACUGCUCCUUUGCACGGAGCCAGAAAAAGCCUUCUGACUUUUGGAGGCAGGAUUUACUAAAGUAUUUUUGAAAUAUCCUUUAAAAAGAAGAAAAGUAUUUGAGGAGAGGUUUGGACACAUUUGUUUAAGCUGUAUUAAAAGUAUUUUACUUUUUUCCUAUUUUGAUUUGAACUCCUUGGACCUUCUUACGUUUGUCAUAAAUACCACAAACGUCAAUCUGUUUUAAGGGGGUUUCACUGCUAAACAACUUCUAUGUAGUGGAUAGUUAAAAAUGUAAAGAAAAAAUAGGCUGGAUUUUCCUCUAUCCUUACAAUAAAAAGAUGGCCAGUCAUUAUUAUGUAAAAUCCCCUUUCCCUUUGAGAACCGCAGCAGGUUUUGCGGGUAUGCCUUGAGAGAAGCUGUAAUUGGCUAUCAUUUAUUUCCAUCCAUAUCCUCAUCAAUCCAGAUUCCUCACUGACCUGCUGAUAAAAAGCAUCCCCAUGGCCUAACUUUGCCAUCAACAUGUUUCACGCCGGUUCAGGCUUUUGCUUGUCGAUCAAAAAGGUUAUGUUCUCUCUUAUUUUGCCAGAGCUAGUGGAAAACUGUGGCUUUCUUUCAACAUUUCAAUAAUUUGGCAAGUGUUCCAUAAUAGCUGGAUUGAUGUGCUUCACAACUAGCUGUCUUUGCAACAGGCUCCUCCGCCUGAGCUCCAACCCCUUGGUUGUUUGUCUGAAAAUGCUACUCUUGCUCAACGCUGCCAUGCUUUGCAAGUUUGAAGUUUUAUACACUAAUAUUACCCACACUCUGGUAUAGACCUAUCCACACCUUUUUUCUUGACUUGUCCAGUGUGCUCCAUGAUACUCAUGAUUAUGUUUGUUCUCUAAUGAUUUCUAAAAAUCUUCAAGGCCUUUAGAUUAAGAUAUACUGUUUAGGAUUACAGUGUAAUAGCACAUAGAGUGGCUCUAUUUACUAAUAAGAUUAUCUCCAAGGGAGUUCAUUAGAAAGGAUUCUUUUUUGAGGUAAAAGCGGCUGAAUGCAUAUGCUUGCCACACUUUUCAGAAACAAUCAUUUUCUUUCCUCUGCAGACUUCUGACUUACUUUGUAUCGGUCUAUAACUUUUGAUCUCAAUUAAGUAAACUGGUUUCUUAUUGUAAUCUAGCAAACCUUGAGAUUGUUUAAAUUGGUAAUACAACUUUUGUAAUAUUAUAAAAUCAUAUAUUACAUUAUAUAGUAAUAGGAAGCUAUUUAAAGGACUGGAUGUGACGUAUCAAACACCCCUUUGUCUCUGGCUUAGUGUUUCGCAGCCAGCCGUGCCUUUCCCCAGAGAUGUUAUUGUCAAGCGAUAUUCCACCUAAAAUAAGGGGAGGCGCUGAAAUAUGACACACAGCAGGAAGAGUCGACCCACCCCAACCCCCAAUCUAUCAGGUUAGCUCCCAUCCUGUUUCCCCACAGGUGGCAGACCAGCAGGCGCAUCACUUUACCUGCUCUGUCAACAACCCCGUUGUUCUUAGCUUUGCAUGCGCAGACAAAAGGAGACCUGGGAGAGCAGCGACGCUUCGUUCUUCACGGCUUGAAUUAAGCUGGAACCAGUUGCUGGUAUAUUAUAAAAACCAGCUGGCACUUUCCUUUGAGUUUUUAUCCCUCUUUUGUAUUCUAUAUUUGAAUAUUUCUUUUUUUUGAUCUGUAAUUUGAAACAUUUGCUGUCAAUGCGCUGUUCUUAUGAUUAUCAGCAGGUGACAUUCAACGCACAAAGCUGUAAAGUUAAUAUCUUUAAAGAGGUAUGACGGAUCGAUUUAAACACCCACAGGUUUUAUGAUGGUAGUUCUCCAGCACCAGGAACAUUUAUGAGAAGUAUGUAAAUUACCGCCUUCUCUUUGUAUUUAACCUGCAGUGUGCUGCACUUUUCCAUACCCAAAGUAAGGCCAGUCAGUCUUCGAAGCUCACCCACCGUAAAACAAGACCUGUUGUGUACUGUACCUCAUCAGUUUGAAGUAUAUGCUAUGUUGUACUUUAAAAAAAAAAAAAAAAAGAGAAAUUAUUUUCAUAAACAGUGAUUCCUUUCCUUUGAAGUGUUAUCAGCCUUGAUGUAUACGUCUUUCUUUGAGGUAUUAUCCUUGAGAAUCCAAAAGACUAAUUUCAGCAUUUUAUUCCUCAAAAAGACAUUUAGUCAUUAAAGCACAUAAACAUGCAUCAGUUGUUACAGUUUAUCAUGUCCUUGAUUUUCAGUUUGUGAUUGAUUUUUCCCUCGACUGUGGAGGUGAUAUAAUUUCUUUGCUGUAGUGAAACUGCAAUGAAUGUGAAUAUCUAUUGGAAAAAAUAAAUGCAAUUGCAAUGCAACUUUA
Molecule: messenger RNA, 6768 nt
Organism: Cyprinodon tularosa
Lineage: Eukaryota; Metazoa; Chordata; Actinopteri; Cyprinodontiformes; Cyprinodontidae
Gene: tmem86a
Product: transmembrane protein 86A
Exons: 3
Coding region: 153-866 (237 amino acids)
Cellular component (GO): membrane
Source: RefSeq, a predicted model, not a curated record